CGCGGCCGCGGCGGCAGGCGGGAGGGCGAGCGAGUGAGCGAGCGACAACAUGGCCGAUGUUGUUCAGAUUUUAAAAAAAUAAUUGUACAUUCAUCCAAAUGGCGCAAGACAGACAAGGCUUCCAGGAGAACUAGAGUGCAGAAACGAAUGGGAAAAUGAAAGUCGACAGAACAAAACUGAAGAAAACGCCAACUGAAGCGCCUGCUGACUGCCGAGCUCUGAUUGAGAAGCUGAAGGCCUGUAAUGAUGAGCAGCUCCUGACGGAACUUCAGCAAAUUAAGACAUGGAAUAUCGGAAAGUGCGAGCUGUACCACUGGGUGGACCUGCUGGAUCGGUUCGAUGGAAUUUUGGCAGAUGCUGGGCAGACUGUGGAAACCAUGUCCUGGAUGUUGGUGUGCGACAGGCCAGAAAAUGAGCAGCUCAAAGCCCUCCUCCUGGCUGUCUUAAAUUUCACUGCUUUGCUCAUUGAGUACAGCUUCUCGCGGCACCUGUACAGCUCCAUCGAGCAUCUGACUACCUUAUUAGCAUCAUGUGACAUGCAAGUGGUGCUUGCUGUAUUAAAUCUGCUGUAUGUAUUCAGCAAGAGAUCCAAUUAUAUCACUAGACUCGGAUCUGACAAGAGGACUCCUCUGUUAUCACGGCUACAGCACUUAGCGGAGAGUUGGGGUGGAAAAGAGAAUGGAUUUGGCCUUGCGGAGUGCUGCCGUGACUUACAGAUGUCGAAGUACCCACCUAGUGCAACAACACUACACUUUGAGUUCUAUGCAGAGCCAAGUGCCGAGGUGAAGUUGGACAAAAAGGCCACAGCAAACAACACACUACAUUACAUUCACAUAGAACAGUUAGAUAAGAUAUCUGAAAGUCCUUCUGAAAUUAUGGAGUCUUUAACCAAAAUGUACAGUAUCCCAAAAGAUAAGCAGAUGCUACUGUUUACACACAUACGGCUAGCACACGGCUUCUCGAAUCAUAAAAAGAGACUACAAGCAGUUCAAGCUAGGCUACAUGCUAUCUCGAUAUUAGUUUACUCCAAUGCGCUGCAAGAGUCUGCCAAUAGUAUAUUAUACAAUGGUUUGAUAGAGGAACUGGUGGAUGUUUUGCAGAUUCCAGACAAACAACUGAUGGAUAUUAAAGCUGCUUCUUUGAGGACAUUAACGUCGAUAGUUCAUUUGGAAAGGACGCCCAAGCUGAGCAGCAUUAUAGACUGCACGGGAACAGCAUCGUACCAUGGCUUCCUCCCGGUGCUGGUACGGAACUGCAUCCAGGCCAUGAUUGAUCCAUCGAUGGAGCCAUAUCCUCAUCAGUUUGCAACGGCACUGUUCUCCUUUCUGUAUCACCUGGCCAGUUAUGACGCUGGUGGCGAAGCCUUAGUCUCCUGUGGAAUGAUGGAAGCUUUACUCAAGGUUAUCAAGUAUCUUGGCGAUGAGCAGGAUCAGAUCACUUUUGUGACCAGAGCUGUCCGAGUGGUUGACCUCAUCACCAACCUCGACAUGGCAGCCUUCCAGUCACACAGUGGAUUGGCCGUAUUCAUCAACAGGCUAGAGCACGAAGUUGAUAUUUGCAGGAAAGAGUGUCCUUUUGUCAUUAAGCCAAAGAUUCAGCGAUCGAGCACGACUCAGGAGGGUGAGGAGAUGGAAACGGAUUCUGAAGUUUCAGAUAUCGUGAUGGAGAGCAGUCCCGGCCCUUCGACUUCAACUGAGGCCAGGCCAGAGGUAGAGUCACGAGGGCCAGGUGCUGCCCCAAGUUACCCACCCAGAGCUGGGGUUCAGUGCAUCCCGCAGCGAGCAGCCUUGCUGAAGUCCAUGCUCAACUUCCUGAAGAAGGCCAUUCAAGAUCCAGCUUUCUCAGACAGCAUUCGGCAUGUAAUGGAUGGGUCCCUGCCUACCUCACUAAAGCACAUCAUCAGCAAUGCAGAGUAUUACGGGCCAUCACUGUUCCUGCUUGCGACGGAGGUGGUAACUGUGUUUGUGUUUCAAGAGCCUUCGCUGCUUUCCUCUCUCCAGGAUAACGGACUGACGGACGUCAUGCUUCACGCCUUGUUGAUAAAAGAUGUACCUGCGACCCGUGAAGUUCUGGGUUCCUUGCCGAAUGUGUUCAGCGCUCUGUGCCUAAACGCCCGUGGGCUGCAGUCCUUUGUGCAGUGCCAGCCCUUUGACCGUCUCUUCAAGGUGCUGCUGUCUCCCGACUACCUGCCUGCGAUGAGGAGGCGUCGCAGCUCGGACCCGUUAGGCGAUACUGCGUCUAACCUCGGCAGUGCUGUGGACGAACUGAUGAGACACCAACCAACUCUGAAGACCGAUGCCACUGCUGCCAUCAUUAAGUUGCUGGAAGAAAUCUGCAAUCUGGGAAGAGACCCCAAGUACAUCUGCCAGAAACCUUCCAUCCAGAAGGCGGAUGGGAGUGCCAGUGCUCCUCCACCUCGCUCCAAUCAUGCUGCCGAGGAAGCAUCCAGUGAAGAUGAGGAGGAAGAGGAGGUUCAGGCCAUGCAGAGCUUCAGCAGCAGUAUGUCUGCUCAACAGAGUGACCCCGAACCCAACCAGCAAGUGGUUGGCACAGAGGAGAGGGUACCCAUUCCACUGAUGGAUUAUAUACUGAAUGUGAUGAAGUUUGUUGAAUCGAUCCUGAGCAACAAUACAACCGAUGACCACUGUCAGGAGUUUGUGACCCAGAAGGGGCUGCAGCCUCUCGUCUGCAUCCUGGGGCUGCCGAAUCUUCCCAUCGAUUUCCCCACAUCUGCAGCAUGCCAGGCUGUUGCAGGAGUGUGCAAAUCCAUUCUGACACUGUCGCACGAGUUGAAGGUGCUGCAGGAAGGUCUCGUUCAACUGGACACCAUACUGUCAUCGUUGGAGCCCCUGCACCGACCCAUUGACACCCCUGGUGGCUCUGUCCUCCUACGGGAGCUGGCAAACGCUGGCAAUGUGGUCGAUGCCACACUCUCGGCCCAGGCCACACCGCUGCUGCACGCUCUCACUGCAGCACACGCUUACAUCAUGAUGUUUGUGCACACCUGCAGAGUGGGUCAGAGUGAAAUCCGUUCGAUAUCUGUCAACCAAUGGGGCUCUCAGCUAGGCCUGAACGUCCUGAACAAGCUGAGCCAACUGUACUGCUCGCUGGUGUGGGAGAGCACUGUGCUCCUGUCCCUCUGUACCCCAAACAGUCUUCCAGCUGGCUGCGAGUUUGGCCAGGCCGACAUGCAGAAACUGGUACCAAAGGAGGACAAGCUUGCCACUGCUGCCACACCAGGUACCUCCACCGGAGCGAAGCGCACAGAAGCGGAAAUGGAUGCCGCGAGCAGCACUGUUGAAGCAUCAGCUCAGGGGCUUUUGGAGGGGAUUAGCCUGGAUGGGGACACUCUCGCACCGAUGGAAACAGACGAGCCCAGCACCUCCGACGCCAAAGGGAAGUCCAAGAUCACACCAGCCAUGGCUGCACGGAUCAAGCAGAUCAAACCCUUGCUCUCGGCGUCCUCACGGCUCGGUAGGGCGCUGGCUGAGCUCUUUGGCUUGUUGGUCAAGCUGUGCGUCGGAUCGCCCGUGCGGCAGAGAAGGAGUCACCACCCCGCCAGCACCACCACCGCGCCCACCCCGGCGGCACGAGGGACAGCAUCCGCACUCACCAAGCUCCUGACCAAAGGGCUGUCAUGGCAGCCACCGCCGUACACACCGACCCCCCGGUUCAGGUUGACGUUCUUCAUUUGUUCAGUGGGCUUCACGUCGCCCAUGCUGUUUGACGAGAGGAAAUAUCCUUACCACUUAAUGCUGCAGAAAUUCCUGUGCUCUGGAGGACACGACGCCCUGUUUGAGACCUUCAACUGGGCACUCUCGAUGGGCGGGAAAGUGCCGAUCACCGAAGGCCUGGAGCACACGGAGCUUCCGGACGGCACAGGCGAGUUCCUUGAUGCUUGGCUCAUGCUGGUGGAGAAGAUGGUGAAUCCGACGACCGUCCUGGAGUCUCCGCACUCGUUGCCGGCCAAGCCACCCGGAGGCCAGAGCAUCCCGCAGUUCAGCGCGCUGCGGUUCCUGGUGGUUACCCAGAAGGCGGCCUUCAACUGCAUCAGGAACUUGUGGAACCGCAAGCCGCUGAAGGUAUACGGCGGCCGCAUGGCUGAGUCGAUGCUGGCAAUCCUGUGCCACAUCCUGCGGGGCGAGCCAGUGAUCCGGGAACGCCUGUCCAAGGAUAAAGAGGGCAGCAGGACAGAGGAGGAAGGGCCCCAGGAGGAAGGCACGGCGCCAAGGCGUGAGCCGCAAGUGAACCAGCAGCAGCUUCAGCAACUGAUGGACAUGGGUUUCACGAGGGAGCACGCCAUGGAGGCCUUGCUGAACACAAGCAGCAUGGAGCAGGCGACAGAGUACCUGUUAACGCACCCUCCGCCCCUUCUGGGAGGAGCUGUACGCGUGAGGGAGCUCAGUAUGUCUGAAGAGGAUCAAAUGAUGAGGGCAAUAGCCAUGUCCCUGGGGCAAGAUAUUCCCAUGGACCAGAGUACAGAGUCACCAGAGGAAGCGGCCCGUCGGAAGGAGGAGGAGGAGCGGAAGGCCCGCGAGAAGCAGGAGGAGGAGGAAGUGAAGAGCCUCGAGAGAUAUCAGGACGUGGCACCCCUCGAGCCUGACGAGUUGAACACCUUCACAGAGAAGAUGCUGCCCGGCUGCUUCCACCUGCUGGACGAGUUACCGGACACGGUGUACCGGGUUUGUGACCUGAUAAUGACCGCUGUCAAACGCAACGGGGCUGACUACAGGGACCUGAUCCUGAAGCAGGUGGUUGAGCAGGUGUGGGAAGCUGCCAACGUCCUCAUCAAAGCAGCGCUCCCCUUGACCACCAGCGACACCAAGACAGUGUCGGAAUGGACGAGCCAGAUGGCCACUCUACCACAGGCCUCCAACCUCGCGACCCGCAUCCUCCUCCUCACCCUCCUCUUCGAGGAGCUCAAGUUGACCUGUGCCCGGAUUGUGGAGACGAGUGGCAUCCUGGACGUCUUGAUCAAGCUGCUGGAGGUGGCGCAGCCUUGUCUUCAGGCAGCCAAGGAACAGAAAGAAGUGCAUACGCCCAAGUGGAUUACUCCUGUCCUGCUGCUGAUCGAUUUCUACGAGAAAAUGUCCGUAUCCUCCAAGAGGAGAGCGCAGAUGAACAAGGUGACUUCUGAAUUUUCAUAUCUGCAACCGACUGGCAAUAACUGGAGGUGGUUUGAUGAUCGGUCCGGGCGUUGGUGCAGUUACAGCGCGAGCAACAACAGCACCAUUGACGCGGCCUGGCGGGCGGGAGAGACAAGCGUGCGAUUCACGGCAGGCCGGAGGAGAUACACUGUGCAGUUCAACACCAUGGUGCAGGUGAACGAGGAGACGGGGAACCGGCGGCCGGUUAUGUUGACCCUCCAACGCCUGCCCCGAAAGGAACCCAGCUGCAAGGGCAGCAACAGCAGCUCCCAGUUCGUGCAAGACCUGGAGAAGACCCUGGAGGAAGGGAAGGAGCCUGAGCCCGAGUCAGAGACCAAACCCAAGGAAGAGAAGGCCAAUGAUGUGGAGCCUGCCCCCGAGACCACGGCAGAGAAGGAACCGAAGGAAGAAGUUAAAGCAACUGACAUAGUGAUCCAGGGGCUCACUGAGGAGCAGAUGACGGUGCUCAUCCGGUCGUGUGUCAGCAUGAUCAGCGUGCCGGUGGACCCCGACACGCUGCACGCCACCCUGAGGCUGUGCCUGCGGCUGACCCGUGAGCACAAGUGUGCCCUGAUGUUCGCAGAGCUCGGCAGCACCCGCAUGAUCCUGAACCUGACGCAGGGCUCCGGCUUCAACGGCUUCACGCCCUUGGUGACACUGCUUUUCCGGCACGUGAUUGAGGAUCCCUGUACGCUCAAGCACACCAUGGAAAAGGUAGUGCGUUCGGCUGCUACCAGCGGGGCGGGUAGCACAACCUCUGGCGUGGUGUCCGGGAGCCUGGGCUCCAGAGAGAUCAACUACAUCCUGAGAGUCCUGGGACCAGCUGCUUGCAGGAACCCGGAUAUAUUCACUGAGGUGGCAAAGAACUGUAUCAGGAUAGCCUUGCCUGCGCCGCGUGGCAAUGGGACCGCCUCUGACGAUGAGUUUGAGAACUUGCGCAUCAAGGGCCCCAAUGCUGUGCAGCUGGUCAAAACGACACCGGUGAAGCCAUCCCCACUCCCGACUAUCCCUGACACCAUCAAGGAUGUCAUCUACGACAUGUUGAAUGCACUGUCAGCUUACCACGCUCCUGAUGAGGCUGAGAAGGUUGAGGUGAAGCUGGUGAGUGUGAACCAGGAGCUGAGCCAGUUGCUGCAGGAUGUAGGAGAUGACAUGUACCAGCAAUACCGCUCACUGACCCGGCAGGGCAGCGAUUUUGAUUCACAGCAGAGCUUCACCAUCAACACCCAGGUCUUUGUCGCUGACGGUGCAGGAACUGAUUCUAAUCAGGCCGGGACGUCUCAAGGAGAGGGUUCCAGCCCAGAGGAGAACCGGGAUGGCAAGAAGGACAAGGACGGGGACAAAGCCUCAGAGGACGGGAAGCAGAAAGCAAAAACCAGCAAACCCCUCAUGCCGACGUCCACUAUCCUGAGGCUGCUGGCCGAGCUGGUGCGCUCGUACAUUGGCAUUGCCACCCUGAUAGCUGGCUACAACUACACAGCUGGCCAGUCUGAGCUCAUUAAAGAGGAUUGCAGCGUCCUGGCUUUUGUCCUGGAUCACCUGUUACCCCAGACCCAGAACGUGGGAGACAAAGACACGCCAGCGCUGGCCCGGCUCUUCCUGGCUAGUCUGGCAGCAGCGACGCAGAGCACUGAGGCGCAAGCUGCCUUGGUCAACGAGGUCAAAGCGGCCCUUAGCCGAGCGCUGGCUAUGGCAGAGAGCACCGAGAAACACGCGAGGCUGCAGGCCGUGAUGUGCAUCAUCAGCACCAUCAUGGAGUCAUGCCCAUCCACUUCCAGCUUCUACAGUAGCAAUGCCGUCAAAACACAGCACAACGGUAUGAACAACAUCAUCCGACUGUUCCUAAAGAAGGGGCUCGUGAAUGAUCUGGCCAGAGUGCCUCACAGUCUCGACUUGUCCAGUCCCAACAUGGCGAACACGGUGAACGCUGCGCUGAAGCCUUUGGAGACGCUUUCUCGUAUUGUCAACCAGCCGAGCAGCCUGUUCAGCAGCAAGAACGCCUCAAGCAAGAACAAAUCAGAGCAGGAUACACACAUCACCAGCGGUGACACUAACGGCAACCAGCCAGAUUCUGGAGAGACCGGAGAGACGGAGACGCAGGGAGACCAGGCCCCCACUGGUGUGGCAGAUGCUGAUAUUAUGGAUGGAGAGACUGAAGCAGACACGGUGGUGAUCACUGGGCAGACAGAAGUCCUAAAUGCCCAGGAGAUGCAGGUUGAGAAUGAGCUUGAGGAUCUUAUUGACGAGUUGCUGGAAAGAGACGUGGAGACUGUGAGCAGCACAAUCAUCGCUUGCAGAAGUACUGAGGAUGAGUCCCAGGAGGAUGUGUUGAUGGAUGAGGCUCCCUCAAAUCUCAGUCAGGCGCCCACCCUGCAGGCUAACCGAGAAGAUUCGAUGAACAUCUUGGACCCUGAUGAUGAGGAGCACACUCAAGAGGAAGACAGCAGUGGAAGCAAUGAAGACGAUGACGACAGCCAAGACGAGGAUGAGGAAGAGGAGGAGGAUGAAGACGAUCAGGACGAUGAGGAAGGUGAGGAAGAGGAGGGCGAUGAGGACGACGAGGAUGAGGAGGGUUCAGAAAUGGAGUUGGAUGAGGACUACCCUGACAUCGACGAGUCACUUGUCCGCUUUGACAGGGAGGAUGACCUGAUCAUCGAGUUCGACAACAUGUUCUCCACCGCAGCUGAUCCCUUCCGUGGAGACAGUCUCUUGGGGAGCUUUGGUGCAGCUGCCAGCCGUACAUUUCACCUCCCUGUAGCAGUGCACGAUGAAACUAAUGGCAGUGACAUCCAUGCGGAUAUACCCCCUGCCCCAGGUAACAUUCCAGCCACGCACCCCCUCAUGGUUCGGCAUGCGGAUCACAGCGCACUGACGCUGGGCACAGGAUCCUCCACCACCAGGCUCACGCAGGGCAUCGGGCGCAGUCAGCGGGCAAUACGGCCGUUCGCUGCCAAUACUGGCCACACCAUCCACGUCCACUACCCUGGGAACAGGCAGCCCAACCCUCCACUCAUCCUGCAAAGGUUGCUGGGGCCCUCAGCCGCUGCGGACAUCCUCCAGCUGAGCAGCAGCCUGCCGCUGCAGAGCCGUGGGCGUGCCCGGCUCCUGGUUGGUAACGAUGAUGUGCACAUCAUCGCCCGGUCAGACGACGAUCUCCUAGAUGACUUUUUCCACGACCAGACCGCUACCACCAGCCAAGCAGGUACCCUGUCCAGCAUCCCGACUGCACUAACUCGCUGGACUGAGGAAUGCAAAGUGCUGGAUACAGAAAGUAUGCAUGACUGUGUGGCAGUGGUCAAGCUGCCCAUCAUCCAGCACCUCGAGUCACUGCGCGACGAGGAGCUGGAGGAGCGGAGAGAGAAACGCAGGAAGCAGCUGGCAGAGGAGGAAGCCAGAAGGGAGGAGAAGGCCAAGGAAGAGAAGGAGAACAAGGAGCAGAACUCGUCGCAGGCUGUGGGUUCCACCAGAACUGCCAACUCAUCUGUUCAAGGUGACAAGAGUCAAACAGGUGUUAGCUCCAGUGCCUUGACUGCCACGAAUGAAGCCAUCAGCAACAUGGCCGCAUCAAUCGCUGAAGCAGCGCUGGAAGCCAUGAGAACUCAGGGCCAGUUAGCAGACUCCGAGCAGCCUGUUGUUGGUUCCACUGAGUUGGAUACCCCUCGACUGGAGAACCUGCUGCCAGCCCCUGCUUCGAUGGAGGGAGCCCCUGCUGCAGAGACCCAGGCCCUGGGUGUUCAGGAGACACUGCAGCAACCUUCUGCCCCGCUCCAAGCCGGAGUCCAGGCCUCAUCGCUACAGCUGCCUUCUGCUGAGGACGUGACGGCACAGUCCCUGAUGCCCAUUGAGACAGUACCCGACAGGCCGAGCGGGGAGGCUGAAGCCCUGCAGAUGGAAAUGUCGCCAGCGCCGACUACAGCCUCGCAGUCUCCGGAGAGAGUGGAAGCUUCGGACACCCUGGUGACAGUGGCCAGCCAGCUGGAGGGCUCCCCCAUGGACACGAGCAGCCCGGUGUCAGGCAUGUUGGAGGAGGCACCGGGGGAAGGCCUCACCGUGGGCGGCAGUGAGCAAGGCAGCAGGCCAGCGACCCAUGAGGCACCGGGCCCCACCUCUGAAUCAGCAGGCUCUGCCGAAGGUCAGCCAGAACCCGCCCUGGCUGGAGAGCAGAGUGUCUCAUCCUCUAUUCCCUCUGUGGCCUUGCCCACCAGAGACGCAGUGCCGGGAACCGGAGUGACAGCAGCUUCCGAUGGACAGCCGUCCGCCACGAGCAGUGAGGAGGACCCGCUUGCCGGGAUUAAUUUACCGGAGGGUGUGGACCCCUCCUUCUUGGCCGCCCUGCCUGAGGAUAUCCGCCGCGAGGUUCUCCAGAACCAGCUGGGGAUCCGGCCACCGAACCGUGCCGCAGCGACCGUGGCUGCGUCUGCUGCUGCUGCCGCGGCAGCGGCUGCUGCUACCCUGGUCGGUAACCAGGGGGUGACAGAGGUCAGCCCUGAGUUCCUGGCUGCACUCCCACCAGCCAUUCAGGAGGAGGUACUGGCCCAGCAGCGAGUGGAGCAGCAGCGGAGAGAGCUGGCACAGACAGCCAAUCCUGACACCCCGAUGGACCCGGUCACCUUCAUCCAGACGCUGCCUUCCGACUUGCGGCGGAGCGUGCUGGAGGACAUGGAGGACAGCGUGCUGGCAGUGAUGCCACCAGACAUCGCGGCUGAGGCUCAGGCCUUGCGCCGGGAGCAGGAGGCCAGGCAACGACAGCUGAUGCACGAGCGCUUGUUCAGCCACAGCAGUUCAUCUGCGCUCUCUGCCAUCCUGCGGAGCACAGGCUUCACCGGGCGCCUGGGAGGGAACCGAGGGGUGCAGUACACGCGCCUGGCCGUGCAGAGGAGUGGAGCGUUUCAGUGGGGGAGCAGCACCCACAACAGGUACACCACGCGCAACACAUUGGCAGGACCCAGGUCCCAAGACAGAGCAUCGAGUAGCAGCAAUGUGGACAGCUUGCUGCGACUGCGAGGGCGCCUCCUCCUGGACCAUGAGGCACUCUCCUGCUUGCUGGUGCUGCUCUUUGUAGACGAGCCAAAGCUGAACACCAGCCGCUUGCACCGAGUCCUGCGGAACCUGUGCUACCACACGCAGACGCGCAACUGGGUCAUCAAGAGCCUCCUGUCCAUCCUGCAGCGCAGCAGCGAGAGCGAACUGUGCAUUGAGACCCCCAAGCAUCCUGAGGAGAAAGGCAAGAAGGCCACCAAACCGGGCUCCGGUAUGCCGUCUACUGCCGCAGCCACCCACGAGCACCGGCCGCUGGACCUGCUCCACAAGAUGGAAGCCAAGACCACCAGCCAGCUCUCCUGGCUCUCCGUCUCCAUGGAUGCCGCCCUGGGCUGCCGCACCAACAUCUUCCAGAUCCAGCGGUCCGGAGGGCGCAAGCACUCGGAGAAACAUGUGGGCUGUGGCUCCACCGUCCACAUCCACCCCCAGGCUGCUCCCGUGGUCUGUCGGCACGUCCUGGACACCCUCAUCCAGCUUGCUAAGGUCUUCCCGAGCCAUUUCACGCAGCAGAGGACCAAGGAGGCAAGCACUGAAACCGAUAAGGAGAAACUGAACAAGCAGUCGGCCAACAGCCCAUGCCUUGGUCAGCCGGCAGGUGGAGGGGGUGGGGGGGGAGGAGGUGGGCCCAGCCAGGGCAUCUCCACAGACUUCUGGGACUUGCUGGUCAAGCUGGACAAUAUGAACGUCAGCCGGAAAGGCAAGACCUCGGUCAAGGCCACUCCGUUGUCCAACAACGAGGGGGAGAACAGCCAGUGCAGCCUGGAGUCAUCGCCCCUAGGCCAGCUGAUGAACAUGCUCUCUCACCCGGUUAUCCGACGUAGCUCGCUGCUGACGGAAAAGCUCCUGCGGCUCCUCUCGCUCAUUUCCAUCGCGCUGCCCGACAAGGCAACAGAGGUAGUGAUUAACCACAGCGGCCCCACUGAAGUGACCCUGGUUGGCUCCGUCACCUCUCCUCCAAAAACAGCCAAGUCUCCGGCUAAAGCCACGCCAGAAGGAGCUGCCAGUGCCAACGAAAGCAAGAUCCAGAACUCUGGUUUGACGGAGAAACAGUUGCAGCUUUCCGUGGAGGUGCUGACCUCCCACUCGUGUUCAGAAGAAGGCCUUGAAGAUGCAGCGAACAUCCUGUUGCAGCUGUCCAGGGGCGAGCCAGGAACCAGGGACACUGUCCUGAAACUGCUGCUCAGUGGAGCCCGCCAACUGGGAUACACGCUCUGCCAGCAGAUAGGUACCUUACUGGCCGAGCUGCGGGAGUAUAACCUGGAGCAGCAGCGGAGAGCGCACUCAGAGGGCCCAUCUCCCGAUGGGACACCAGACGACCACCCGCACCUGACCAAGCUGAAAGGGAAGAUGCAGAGCCGGUUCGACACCGCGGAGAACGUGGUCAUCGUGGCAUCUCACAAGCGCCCGCUCGGUGGCCGGGAGCUCCAGUUGCCUUCCAUGUCAAUGUUGACGUCCAAGACCUCCACGCAGAAGUUCUUCCUCCGCAUCCUGCAGGUCAUCAUCCAGCUUCGGGACGCCACCCGGCGCGCAAACAAGAAAGCCAAGGAGACGGGACGGCUAGGAAACUCGACAAUGGGUUCGGCAAGCAGCAUCCAGGCAGCUGUGCGGCAGCUGGAGGCUGAGGCUGACGCCAUCAUACAAAUGGUACGUGAGGGCCAACAAGCCAGAAGACAGCAGCAAACAGCCAUGUCCGAGGCAAACCCGGCAGAAGGAGCUUCUCGAAGAGAUGAGUCUCCCAUGGAUGUGGACCAGCCAUCGCCAGCUGCCCAGGAGUCCCUGUCACUUGGUUCUGACGGAAGCCAAGCAAGCGAGAAGGAGAAGGAAGAGGAGAAGCUGCCUGAGUUGCCGCUGUUGAGUGAGCAGCUGAGCCUGGACGAGUUGUGGGACAUGUUGGGAGAGUGCCUGAAGGAACUGGAGGAGUCACACGACCAGCACGCAGUCCUCGUGCUGCAGCCUGCAGUCGAGGCCUUCUUCCUGGUCCAUGCAACGGAGAGGGAGAGCAAGCCGCCCGUGAGGGACACGAGGGAGAGCCAGCUGGCGCACAUCAAGGAUGAGGCACCACCUCUCUCUCCAGCCCCCGUCACCCCAGCCACCCCAUCCUCCCUGGACCCCUUCUUCUCCCGUGAGCCUUCCUCCAUGCACAUCUCCUCGAACCUGCCUCCGGACACACAGAAAUUCCUGCGCUUCGCAGAAACCCAUCGAACUGUGCUGAACCAGAUCCUGCGGCAGUCAACUACGCACUUGGCCGACGGUCCCUUUGCUGUCCUUGUGGAUUACAUUCGCAUCCUGGACUUUGACGUCAAACGCAAGUACUUUCGUCAAGAGUUGGAGCGGUUGGACGAAGGAAUCCGAAAGGAGGACUUGGCAGUGCACGUGAGGAGGGACCACGUCUUUGAGGAUUCGUACCGGGAGCUCCACAGGAAGUCCCCUGAAGAGAUGAAGAACCGGCUGUACAUUGUGUUCGAAGGGGAGGAGGGGCAGGAUGCUGGCGGCCUACUGCGGGAAUGGUACAUGAUUAUCUCGAGGGAAAUGUUCAACCCCAUGUACGCACUGUUCAGGACAUCGCCAGGUGACCGCGUCACAUACACCAUCAACCCGUCGUCGCACUGUAACCCCAACCACCUCAGCUACUUCAAGUUUGUGGGCCGCAUCGUGGCGAAGGCAGUCUAUGACAACCGCCUCCUGGAGUGCUACUUCACCCGGUCCUUCUACAAACACAUCCUUGGCAAAUCAGUCAGGUACACAGACAUGGAAAGUGAAGAUUACCAUUUUUACCAAGGGCUGGUCUACCUGCUGGAGAAUGAUGUUUCUACUCUGGGCUACGAACUCACCUUCAGUACAGAGGUGCAGGAGUUUGGAGUGUGCGAGGUACGGGAGCUAAAACCAAAUGGAGCGCACAUCGUCGUAACUGAAGAAAAUAAGAAAGAGUAUGUCCACCUGGUUUGUCAGAUGAAGAUGACCGGUGCCAUUCGGAAACAGCUGGCUGCCUUCUUGGAAGGCUUUUACGAGAUAAUUCCGAAGAGGCUGAUCUCCAUUUUCACCGAGCAGGAGCUGGAGCUUCUCAUUUCUGGAUUGCCGACGAUUGACAUCGAUGACUUGAAAGCAAACACAGAAUAUCACAAGUACCAGGUUAACUCGAUACAGAUUCAGUGGUUCUGGCGGGCACUGCGCUCCUUUGAUCAGGCUGAUCGUGCCAAGUUCCUGCAGUUUGUCACCGGCACCUCCAAGGUCCCACUCCAGGGCUUUGCUGCCUUAGAAGGAAUGAAUGGCAUUCAGAAAUUCCAGAUUCACCGAGAUGAUCGCUCCACUGAUCGGUUACCCUCUGCUCACACUUGCUUUAACCAACUGGACCUCCCAGCGUAUGAGAGCUACGAGAAACUGCGUCACAUGCUGCUGCUCGCGAUACAGGAGUGUUCGGAAGGGUUUGGCCUUGCCUGAAAGCUUCGCAAUUGAAGGAAGGAAUGAAUGAACGAGCAAAUGAUCAGCGGACUAUUGAGAAAUAAAAGGCAGUGCGCAACAGGAGAAUAUUUUUUAACAAGACUGUAAAAUGUGUGUAACUUGGGUCUCCUUGGACUGACCUUAGUGGACUUCAAAAAAAAACACGUUAUGAAAAGGCACUGCCUGUGCUGAGUGGAUUUCUAGAGUGAGCGCUUCACGCAGGGACAAACAAUACAGACUUUGGAAUUUUUGUUUUCAUUCUCCCCUCCCUCCCCAGUCCCUUCCACCCCCGAAUCCCCCUCCAUCACUCUAUUAAAUUGCAUCAUUUUUGUGUGUGUGUGUGUACACGCGUACACCAAUGCCUGCACGCACACGUUCUUGGAUUAUCUUGACUUGCACAUGGGUGGGAUUGGGGUGGGUAGGGGGGAAGGGAGAAGAGGAUUUUUUUUAAAAGAAAAACAUGGAGAGAAUUCCACCAUGAAAAUAAUUGGCUCCGGUGUUGCUAACUCAGUAACAGAGACCACUUGUUUCGACGUCACUUUCCACUAUGCUGUUUGUCUCGUUCUUUUGUUUAUCUCUGUAUCCAUGCAAAUAUUGAAGAUGUAAAUAAAUAUUACAAGUUUUGAUCCACAGGUGGCCCUAUACAGCAGUGGAGUGAGGACCUGCCGGCAAGAGGUCAGGGGUUAUAUUUGUGAAUCAUGGCAAGGCGUUAGCUUUUAACCGGAUCCCCCAUUUAAUCGCAGUGACACGAGGCGCGCAUUGUGAUGCGAGCGGGAGGGGAGACGGCGUGAGGAAGAAAGCAUAAAGUUGUAAAAUAUGUGCAAAAACAAAAAAGUCACUAGCCAAGUUCAUGCUUUUUUCAUAUUUAUUCGUUUAGAUUUUUUGGAAAAUUCUGGAAUAAAUAAAAAGCUGGUUUGAUUUA
This is a messenger RNA of Chiloscyllium plagiosum (whitespotted bambooshark), 14547 nucleotides long. NCBI's taxonomy places the organism in Eukaryota, Metazoa, Chordata, Chondrichthyes, Orectolobiformes, Hemiscylliidae. The record is from RefSeq and is a predicted model, not a curated record.